This is a messenger RNA of Colletotrichum paranaense, 186 nucleotides long. RefSeq lists its product as uncharacterized. The record is from RefSeq and is a predicted model, not a curated record. NCBI's taxonomy places the organism in Eukaryota, Fungi, Ascomycota, Sordariomycetes, Glomerellales, Glomerellaceae. The transcript has a single exon. Bases 1 to 186 code for a protein of 61 amino acids.
AUGUCCGAACAUGUUGUCAUUUACUGCAAGACCAGAGUAUCUGGCGCUGGUAAUGACACAGGAGGCUUAACGAGGAAGAAGAUUGACGUCUCAGGUAUUACCUCAGCGGAUCAUUGCUGGACGGCACAGUUCAAUUAUUCCACGGCGACGCGACCGAAAGACUUUCUAUCAGAUGCGAUGUUAUAG